This is a messenger RNA of Salvia splendens (bonfire salvia), 874 nucleotides long. RefSeq lists its product as uncharacterized. Bases 123 to 794 code for a protein of 223 amino acids. The record is from RefSeq and is a predicted model, not a curated record. The transcript has a single exon. NCBI's taxonomy places the organism in Eukaryota, Viridiplantae, Streptophyta, Magnoliopsida, Lamiales, Lamiaceae.
ACUGAGUCCUCUCUUCUACGACACUAACGUCGGAAUCUUCUGCAAUCUGAAUCUUCUCUCUCUCAACUUUUCUCUCUCUAAACCAUCUAAUUCCCCUUCCCCAAUCGCCGUCGUUGCUCGAGAUGGCGUCGAUCGGGAUCCCCACCGCCGGAAAAUUAACGACCGGCCGCCCCUCUCUUCAUCCCGCAAACAAACCAAAUCAAAAUUUCACCACAAUCCGAACGAAGAAAUUCAAACCCCCACGGCAAUUCACCUCCGCAUCGAUCGGGCCAACACUUCCCCCAGCUCAUCACGGAAGCGAGGAAUCGAUCGAUUCGGGCACCAGAGGCGGCGAUCCUCCUCUGGCGAAAAUCGAUUCGUGGGUGCAGGAUUCGGUGCCAGACAUUGUUAAGAACCUAAAGCAGGCGCCGCUGCUGGUGCAAAUUUAUUCCGGAUUGGACGGCGGGGUGAGGAUUGAGACGGAGAAGGCCGUGGCGGAGGAAUGGCCGGCGGCGAGAGAGGGGUGGCGGAGCGGGGAAUCGAAGUCGCCGGAUGGAUUGAUCUUCGUGGAGGAGUUAGAGAGAGAGAGUGAAUCGGGGGAGGAAUCGGAAUCGGAAUUGGGGGUGACGAAGGCUUGGGGGAUUGUGGUGCAGGGAAAGGGGGCAGAGUGUGGGCCGGCGUGCUAUUUGCUGAAGACGGAUCGGGUGUGUGCGGGUGUAGGGUUAGGGUUCUGUACCCACUUCUGCUUGAUGAAGGUGAAUAAUUUUAGGGAUUCUGCGCUGGAUCAGUUCAAGGAUUCUUGGCUGCUGCAGUGAAUUCAUUUGCACAGAUUGUUAAGACUUAUUAGGUGUAUUAUAGAUUAAUUGAAUUGAAUAAACAAGAUUCUUGAUUCAAA